Cotesia glomerata is the source of this 1295-nucleotide messenger RNA. It is a transcript of the gene Uch-L5, whose product is annotated as ubiquitin carboxyl-terminal hydrolase isozyme L5. Gene Ontology annotation, cellular component: cytoplasm. NCBI's taxonomy places the organism in Eukaryota, Metazoa, Arthropoda, Insecta, Hymenoptera, Braconidae. The coding region runs from base 204 to 1139 and encodes 311 amino acids. Gene Ontology annotation, biological process: protein deubiquitination; ubiquitin-dependent protein catabolic process. The transcript has 6 exons. Gene Ontology annotation, molecular function: cysteine-type deubiquitinase activity. The record is from RefSeq and is a predicted model, not a curated record.
CUUAGAUUUAAACCAAUCUAUGUGACAACGUUUUGUGUGUAUGUAAGUGUUGUGGAAAACAAAUCAUAAUUAUAAUUAAAUUUGAUGGUUAUGCCAAGCUGAGUUCAGUAGACUUUGUGUAUUUGUUUUAUACUUAAAUUUGUAUUUAAAUAAUAUUUGUAGUUCAUAAUAUUUAAAUUUUAUACACCUAUAAAUUGAAAAUAAUGGCGUCGUCUACAGGAUAUUGGUGUGUCAUUGAAAGCGAUCCGGGUGUUUUUACAGAACUAAUCCGAGAAUUUGGAGCAAAAGGAACUCAAGUCGAAGAACUAUGGAGUUUGGAUGAAGAUCAAUUCGAGCCGCUCAAACCUGUUCAUGGCUUGAUAUUUUUAUUCAAAUGGGUUCAAGGUGAAGAACCAGCAGGACCUAUUGUCAAAGAUAACAGAUUAGAUAAAAUAUUUUUUGCUAAACAGGUGAUAGGCAAUGUUUGUGCUACGCAAGCUAUUCUAAGUAUAUUAUUAAACUGCAAACAUCCUGAUGUAUCAAUUGGACAGAAUUUAGAAGAAUUCAAAAACUUCUGUCAAAGUUUUGAUCCUACAAUUCGAGGACUUACUUUGAGCAAUUCUGAUGUAAUCAGAGAUGCUCAUAAUAUGUUUGCAAGGCAAACAUUUUUCGAAUACGACCAAAAGCAAGAGAAUAAUGACUACGAUGUUUUUCAUUAUGUGAGCUAUGUUCCUAUUGACGGAAGAUUAUAUGAAUUAGAUGGUCUCAAAGAAGGUCCUAUAGAUUUAGGUCCUUGUCCUACCGGAGAUGAAUGGGUUCAAGCUGCUAAACCUAUCAUUCAAAAAAGAAUCAAUAAAUACAAUGAAGGAGAAAUUCGCUUUAAUUUGAUGGCGAUUGUUUCUGAUCGAAAAAUGCUUUAUGAGAGACAAAAAAUGAACACUUGUGAUCCAGCAGAAGUUGCACGACUAGAAUCGCUGAUUGAAGAUGAAGUCAACAAGUCUAAAAGAUAUAAGAUUGAAAAUGCGCGACGUAAACAUAAUUAUCUUCCUUUAAUUGUCGAAUUGUUAAAAGUACUUGCAAAAGAAGGUAAACUUGUACCUCUUUAUCAGAAAGCUAAAGAACGAGCAAUUGAAAAACGAUCAAAGAAGAGUAAUGUUUGAUUUCAUAAGUGACUCAAAAUUUAACAAGCAUUUAAUUAUUAUGUAAUAAACAAAUUAAAUUAUCCAAGCUCCAAUUUUAUAGUAUCAAUCUUUUAUUUAAAAUAUAUUAUCAAUAAAUUUUUCUUAUUUACAUUAAAAUAAAGCUGUAAAAAUCAA